Molecule: messenger RNA, 4757 nt
Organism: Myripristis murdjan (pinecone soldierfish)
Lineage: Eukaryota; Metazoa; Chordata; Actinopteri; Holocentriformes; Holocentridae
Gene: paplna
Product: papilin a, proteoglycan-like sulfated glycoprotein
Exons: 28
Coding region: 349-4104 (1251 amino acids)
Biological process (GO): extracellular matrix organization; proteolysis
Cellular component (GO): extracellular matrix
Molecular function (GO): serine-type endopeptidase inhibitor activity; metalloendopeptidase activity
Source: RefSeq, a predicted model, not a curated record
GCUCCCCAUUUCUGUCAUGAGGGGGCUGUAAUUUCCCGGGAUGCGCGCUGUUUAUAAGCCAAGUGAUGACGCCGCAGAGGAGGUUUCACCAACUGGACUUCUUCUUCUUGUCGAUUUCCUGUUGGAAACGAGAGAGAGAGAGAGGGAGAGAGAGAGAGGGGGGAAAGCGGUCCAGCCAGAUAACGCUCCUCAUAUAGCCGGGACACUGAGCUCUUUUCAGACGCAUCUCCAAGUCAAGCCUCCGGAGAGAAACCAGCUCUUGUUUCUGCUGCGCGCCGCUCCUCCGUCAGGACCCACCCCGAGGUUUGGGACUUCGCAUUGAAAACACUGAAUAAGUGAACAACGAAGAUGCUGCUGCCUCUGGCAAUCCUUCAGCUCCUCUUGGCUCCAGCACUAUCGGGGCCCGGUGGGGAUUACUGGGAGCCAUGGAGCCCAUAUGGAGAAUGCAGUCGUACCUGUGGCAGUGGUGUGACUGUGAGAACAAGACGCUGCAUCACUCAGAGGACUGACGGAGGACACAACUGUGUGGGGCCAGAGAAGUCCUAUCGCUCCUGCAACAUCCAGGACUGUCCCGAGGGAUCAAGGGAUUUCCGUGAGGAGCAGUGCUCCCAGUUCGAUGGGACUGACUUCCAGGGCAAACUCUACAAGUGGAUGCCAUACUAUGGAGCUGAGAACCCCUGUGAGCUGAACUGUAUGCCCAAAGGAGAGAACUUCUUCUACCGCCACCGCAGUGCCGUUGUCGACGGCACGCCCUGCCACCCGGGACGCAGGGACAUCUGUGUGGAGGGAGUCUGCAAGCGUCUGGGCUGUGACAACAUGUUGGAGUCACCUCAGCAGGAGGACCCCUGCCUGCAGUGUGGGGGCAACGGCCAGUCCUGCUACCCUGUCAAGAAAACCUUCUCGGUGCGCGACCUGCCCACCGGCUACAACCAGAUGUUCAUCAUCCCCGUUGGAGCCACCACCAUCAGCAUCAGAGAAACCGUCCCUACACGCAACUACCUCGCUAUCAAGAACCUGCGCGGAGAGUACUACCUCAACGGUCACUGGGUGAUCGAGUUUUCCCGUUCCACAACUGUUGCCGGCACGACACUGUACUACCAGCGCGGCGCCGAGGGCGACAACGUCCCUGAGACCAUCAUUGGCCGCGGCCCCACCACUGAGCCCCUCGUCAUUGAGCUGAUCAGCCAGGAGCCAAACCAAGGGGUGGAGUAUGAGUACUACCUGCCAAAUGGACGCUCCAGAGAGGGCUACUACUGGAGCUAUGGAUCCUGGUCUGCCUGCAGCAAAGAGUGUGGAUCAGGUUACCAGUCUCGUCUGGUCUUCUGUGCCAUCGAUAACGAGGCCUAUCCCGACUACCUCUGCGCCUCUCUGCCACGGCCACACAGCAACCGCACAUGCAACCCCCAUGCAUGCCCACAGACCCGCAGGAUGGCGUACCUGUAUCCACCACAGUUGUGGAAGUCGUCAGAAAGACCCAGAGCCUAUUUAUUCAGCUGGGAAACUGGGGAGUGGAAUACCUGCUCCGUCUCUUGUGGCGGAGGCUCCCAGAUUCGCAGUGUGCAGUGCGUCUCUCGCGACGCCUCAGGACCUCGGGUGGUGGAAGACUCCAUUUGUGCCGCUUAUGCCCAGGCCCCCCCCUCUCUGCAGACCUGCAACAUGCACAAGUGCGCUGAGUACCAAGUGACUGGAUGGAGCCAGUGCUCAGUCACCUGCGGUUCAGGAGAGCAGACCAGGGAAGUGACUUGUGUGGGUGCAGGAGGCGUGAAGCUGGAAGAAACCGCCUGCAGCAUGCUGGCCCGCCCCACCGCCAUCCAGCCCUGUGAGAUGGCCCCCUGCUCCCAGAACAUCAUCAGCUGGCAUGUUGGACAGUGGGGACUGUGCUCCAGAAGCUGCAGCUCCGGCUUGCGUGAACGUCAGCUGAUCUGCUCAGACCAGCAGAGGAACACGUACCCUGAGGAGAAUUGCAGCGCCCAACCCAGACCUCCCACUGUUGAGAGCUGCAACAGCCAGCCCUGCUUCAUGCCACAGUUUGUGCCAAGUGUGCAGGAGCCAAGAGGACACGACAGCACCCGGACUGAUUUCCGCCCCUACGUGCCAGGCCGUUCCACAGUCCGCAGGCCAGAGACAGUGGACAUGACCCAGACAAACACGGUCCACGACCCUCACAGCUCCGCCCCUGCCGCUCACUGCAGCCAGUCCUAUUAUGGCUGCUGCCCAGACGGACGCACGGCAGCCCGGGGCUCUCGUGGCCAAGGUUGCCCACGGGGCUCCGCUCCCACCCGUGUCCAGCCCUCCUGCACUCAGACCAGCUACGGCUGCUGCCAAGAUGGCGUGACGGCCGCUCAGGGCCCCAACAGUGAGGGCUGUCAGGAGUACGUGGCCCCUGCACCCACAGCUGCUCCAUCUCUUCCCACUGAGAACGCCGUGCAGUGCCGCAUCACCACCUAUGGAUGCUGUUUUGACCGCACCACGCCUGCAGAGGGACCCGACGGGGAGGGCUGCCCAAACCCCCCCAGCCACAUUGAGCGCCACACCUGCUCCCUGCCUCGUGCUGCCGGCUCCUGCAGCGGCUGGACUGCACGCUACCACUACGACGUCAUCACUGCGAAGUGCUUGCAGUUCUGGUAUGGAGGCUGCCAUGGCAACAACAACAACUUUAUGACCAUCGCAGAGUGUAAGAGGGCGUGCCAGCCUGCUGCACCCAGGCAGCAGGGGCCGGCUACCUCUGGAAGGGCGACCUCCAGAGGCUCUGCAGGCUCUGGAAGAGCCACAUCAGGAAGGUCUAGAGCGGGAGGGUCCACGUCUGGAGGGUCCACCUCUGGAGGGUCCACCUCUGGAGGGUCCACAUCUGGAGGGUCCACGGCUGGCCGUGGACGCGACAUGGGGAGAAUUUUCACCGUCCAGGCUGGCUCAGCCCCUACUGGCAGACAGGCCACCAGCGGCACCACCGCUGCCAUGCUUGCCCACAGGGCCAGAGUCCAAAUGCAUGCCCGCCGGCAUUCACAUGCCACUGCUGCACAGCACACCGGCCCAGCAGCAAGUUUCACCCUGGGCGGAGUGUCCAUCGACAAGACCGACCCCGCCAAGGUGGAGGCUGUGGUUGGCCAGACGGUCGUGCUGCCCUGCAGAGUCAGCCCGCCUCCAUCCUCCACCAUCACAGUGGAAUGGAGACGAGACGGCAUCCCUCUCUCGACUCACAGGCAUCACCAGCAGCCCAACGGCUCGCUGUUAGUCGGUCCCAUCACCAAGUCAGACUCUGGCUGGUUCCUGUGUUUGGCCACUCGUGAACGUGAGAGAGACCACCGCUACAUAUACCUGUCCGUCUCAGAAGGAUCUCGGUUCAUUCCAACCCCACCACCACCUGGAGAUGGUCCAUCACCGAGGUUCAGCAUUGAGCGGUCGGGCUCGUCUCUGCUGGAAAUGCGGGCGGGACACACGGCCAGGCUGCCCUGUACGAUUGUCCCACCGUCUGCGCUCGCAUCCGUCAACAUUCAGUGGACCAGAGACGGCCAGACGCUCUCUGACUCCAGAUUCACGCAGCAUUCAGACGGCACGCUGACCGUGGAGCAGCUGAGCUCUGAGGACUCGGGCGUCUACACCUGCACAGCCUCCACUCCCCAGCAGCUGGAGCAGAGGCAGCUGCAGCUCAGAGUCCAAGCGGACCUGAGGAUCACCACGGCUCCCAACAACAUCCAGGUGUCUGAGGGCAGCAGAGCCCAGCUCCCCUGCGUGGUGUCAGGAGACAAUGUCAAUGUCGGCUGGUCCAGGAACGGAGUGCCGGUGCGUCCGGACGGCCGUAACGUGCUCAUGCUGUCUGACGGCAGUCUGAUCCUGAACAACGUGCAGCCUGCAGACGAGGGAACGUACACCUGCAACGCCUACACCGGCAUCUACUCUGUGAGCGCCACGGCUGAAGUGAGAGUGACCAAAGACACACAGCAAGGAGGGGAUCUUCCUCCAGAAUGCGUGGACCAGCCCGAGCUUGCCAACUGCGAGCUGAUCGUUUACGCCCGGCUUUGCUCCAACUCGUACUACUCCAGUUUCUGCUGUGCCAGCUGCACCAGGCACUCUCAGAGGAGCGUCAGGUCUGGCCAGCUGGGCUGAAGCCAUGGCGGGGCUUUAAGACUGCGGGAUUAGACGGGGGAGGGCGGGGGUCAGCGUUUGAAACCUCUUGAGCCAUUUUCUUAUCGAGGACUGCAAGUUUAGAAUCUGGGCUUUGGACUUUGAAGCGCCAAAAGGACUCUGGAAACCCUGAUCUGACCAGGUUGAGUUACACAACACCAGAAUUCAUUAAAAAGGGACGAAUUCUUUAGGUUACAUCUGAGGAAUAAGACUGGUGUGUGCUUUGUGUAGGGUGUUAUUUGUACACUGCUGCGUUGAACAUUACCCCUGAAUUAGGACAUAUAAACUGCGUGCCUUAAAAUUCACAUUUCAUAUCAAGCUAUUAAAGGAACACUUCAACAUUUUUCCGACUUACCCAGAUUGAGACAAGAUGUUGGAUACCAUUUUCACUUCUGUAUAUCCUGUGGUUUGGUUCCAAUGGGUAGCAUUUUGUGUUAGCUUAGCAUAAAGACUUGAAGUCUAUGGGAGUCAUUAGCCUCAGUCCGUCAAAGUGAAAAAAUAAAGCUCACAACGGGCUUGUUCCGAAGCUUGUUCUGUGUAUUUCAUGUUUGAAAUACACAUCUUGGAAUUGAAAAAAAAAAAAAAAAAAAAAAACUUGUGCAACGAUAGGCGGAAGGAUACAUGCGUGCCUUGGU